Symbiodinium sp. CCMP2456 is the source of this 5709-nucleotide messenger RNA. The record is from the annotation of a GenBank genome assembly. NCBI's taxonomy places the organism in Eukaryota, Dinophyceae, Suessiales, Symbiodiniaceae.
AUGCAUCAAGAAGGACCUGUGAGUCAACAUGCAGAUCCAGAUGCGAUCCUCCCGAAGCAGUGCUCCGAGGGACCACGAACUCCCGAAGAGGACCUUUCAACGACGCCACUAUUCGCGCCGUGCGGCACCAGCUUCGUCUCAGAAAUAGUGCUGGUUGCACAGCUGGAGACAUAUCAACCUGGUGAGAGCAUUUGGCGCCAAGGAGAUGAGUGCAAGAAGGUCUACAUCUUGAAAUCCGGGGAGGUGGAGCUUCUCCAAGAGGAUCACACGGUACUCCACACAUGGAGUGCAGGGGCCAUGCUGGGAUUGUGCAUCAUGCUGAAUGUCCAUCAUCGUCUUCGUACGGCGCAAGCGGCCGCUGUGUGCGAGUGCUUGGCCUUGCCAUCUACCUCGUUCCAUGCCAUAUUGAAGCAGCAUCCAGCAGAGAAGAAGCACUUCCUGGAGGCGGCGCAAGCCGAAGCCAAGGGCAUACUUGGAGAUCGGCAGUUCGAGUGCUUGGUUGGGGAAGUGCCGAUAAGUCCACCGAAGACUGUGCACAGAACGGGGGCAUUCCACAGAAAGUGUCAUCAUGCGAGUCACGACGACAAGCUCGACAAGUCUCCGAAGAAAUCAAAGGCAUUGGAAAAGCUGCCGACCAUUGAGCCAGUCACGAAGCCCUUCGCUUCCUCGAAGUUAGUCCCAUCCAGUCUGCCGUUAAGUAGCAGAUUUCGGCGGCCAUCGUGGUCGAAGCGAUGUGCCUCCAUGCUGGAUGAUGACAGUGGCUCUGACACAGAGCUGAACUCAGUAAGUGCUCAGUUCUCAGAACGCCAGAUUAGCACGCAGAGUUCUCCAGACGUCGUGGUUUGGUCUCGAAGCUCAACAGUGCCGACUUUUCCUCAUGCUCUGCUGACCCCGGAGCACAGUGGCACAGGCAGUCACCUCCUGGUGCCACGGCCGCCUGCCUCGUCAAACGGAUCUCGAGCUAACUCCCCCACCCCAUCAGCGGCCAGCAAGUCUACAUGCCCAGAGCCUGCGGAUGAUAUAAGUCCUGCUUCCAGGAAGGCUACAUAUUGGUGCGAUGUCAUAAAGGACUGGUUCGGGUGCCUGGACGCAGAUGGUAGCGGCCGCAUUGACCGGGAAGAGUUCAAGAGUAUUGCGAAAAACCUCUCUGCAGCUUUUGCGUGGGAUGACCAUCAGUCCGCCCUCUUGCUUCAGGAAAUUGACACCAACAACGAUGAGCAAGUAGAUUUGCCUGAGUUUGCAGGCUGGCUCACUAAUGUCCACGCUACCAUGACUUUCAGUCCAGACGGUUGGCUCCAAACGUAUGACUUGGGGGACACGCUCCAGCCAUUGUACGAGUGCUACGACCCUGAUCACAGUGGCAUCUCGAAGGACCAGUUCCUCCGCACCUACCGCAUCAUUGCCAAUGCCUUGAAGCAUACGCCGGUAGCUUGGCAAAAGAAGGCGGAUGUGUGGGUACGAGCUGCGGAAGAAGAGUAUGAGAACUUGAACGAUGAUGGGAAAGACAUGUUGAUCGAAAUCGACGAUUUCAUCCAGUGGCAAGCCCAACUGCUGAAACAUUCCGGAAUCCCAAACUCUGUACUGCCGGAGAAGGUGGCUGCGCUUGCCCAGGCAUUGAAGGUCAUCAACGAUUUGGAUAAGAAGUCGACUGUGGCGGAUGACAAAGAUGAAGCUGCUCUCAGCAAGUCAAUCCAGAAAGUUGCCACCUUAGCAAGGGAGUUGUACCUUCCGUGCAGCCAGCAGCUUCGCAAGCUGUUGGAAGCGAACAACCACGAAAGAAAGGAAACGCAAGGUUGCGAUGAAAAGUAUAAGUGGGAGAACCCACCUGACGGUGCGGUCAAUCGACUCCGCCGGGACUGUGCCAUCAACCUGGGUGUCCUCCUGCCUGGCGUCUUGCCUCACAAGAGUGGGGAGACCUCCAAGAGCGACGUUUGGAGAUUUGCCCGGCGAAACUCGCACAUGCGCAAUCGCCAGGGCCUGAAUUUCCUUGGAGGAAAAGGGAAGUCGCUGCCUCUAGGGAUGGCCAUGUCCAGCAUGAACCGCCGCCUUAUGGUCGCGAAGCUUGCAAUUGCUUUGCUCGCGGUGCGUGUUCUCAUGCCUUCCUUCGUUUCGCCGAGUGGCCCAAGUAUCCACGCGCAAAGCCCAAGAAGGCAGCUAACAGCUGUGAGGGCUGAAGGAGAGGCAGAAGAAGACGGAGACAUGCUUGAAUUCCUCAAGGUUGAGCAGGACAUUGAGCUGUCUCCUGAGGAGUACAAGAUGGCUUUGGAGGCUGAGGUCGAAACCCAAAGGAAGAAGUACUACAUUGGGGGUGUUGUUGAUCCGAAGAAUUUGGUCGUGCCGUGGAAGCCUGUCGACGAGGAUGUGCUGGUGAAGGAUGCCAGGAGGACCCUGAAGAAGAACGGGAUCAGGGACCCUGCCGGUGGCGACGUGGACACCGAGUACGACGACAGCGAGAUGGAGCUCACCCUGAUCGACGACGACGUCAUGCUGCAGUGGGCAGGCGGUGUUCCUGGCACCAAGGUAGGUUACAUCAUCGAGAGGAAACCAUCAGGCAGCACAAAUUACGAGGAGAUUGCCACCUACGACAACAUGAAGAACCCCCAGCUCCUGGCCAAGCCAUACAGCGGGCAUGAGUAUUCCUUCACCGACUCCAUGGUCGCACCCGGCAAGUACAGUUACCGUCUACUUGUCCGUUCUCGCGAUGGAUCCAUUGAUGUAGUGGACCAAAAGGAGAUGCUGGUAGCCGACGCCCCUGGAGUUGACUUGAAGAUCGCCUUCCCAGUUCUGGGCGCGUUUGUACUCUUCAGUGCCCUCUAUGGCUUCAGCUUGGACCCGGGUAUGAACACCCCCGUGCUUGGCGAGUUACUGCUUUGCUUUCAUUCAUCUGCCGGAAGCUUGGGCAAAACCGACCGUUUUUUCGCUUGGUUGGAGGCUCCUCGCAAAAGCGAGUCUGAUCGGAAAAUGUACUACGAGCUAGUGCCGCGUGAUGAUGGAUGCGGGACUGCUCUGGAGCCGGUGUGGCAACGGCUUCCGGACGGAGCUCCCUUUCACGCUGAGCUCGAGCGCCUCCCGAAGGAGCAGGUGAUACUGGCGAUCCUCAAAACCCAGGAGCUGGCCCACGAGCAGCUGCAGUGGCCGCAAGUGCAGAGAAGUCUAGGCUUGGCAGAGAGCUUGGAGCUCGUGAUGCAUGAAGACGUGGAGCAGGUCAGCAAAGUGAUCCACACGUUCGCACGGCAACAUGUUAUGCAACAGCCGUGGCAUCGUGAGCAGCUGGAAAUGGGUAUGACGAUCAGUGAUGUUGUCAAUGAACACUUGCAGGAGGCAGUUUUCGCGCCAGAGGAAGUGCUGCAUUUGCUGCUGAACCAGGAGAAGAUGGCAGAUCCACAGCCCGAGCCGAAAAACAAGCUCGUGGCCACACUGUCCAAGAUGUUUUCGAAGUGCAUCCUAGCAAUGCCUAGCAAGGACAUGAGCAAAGCGAGCUGGCAGGGAGCAGGACUUGAUGACGCAGCUGGCCCCAAGGCAUCGCAAGGCAGAAGCGCAGCCGGCCCGAAAGCGUCACAGAACGAGGAGGGCCCCCAAGUUAUUCGCACCUGGCACGAGGGCUUCGACAAAGGCUUCGGUGGAUGCUAUGACGCCGCUGCCCUCUUCGAGUGGUGGAAGACCAUGGAGCUGUCCUCCACCUUUGCCGCCUCCAACUGUUGCUCCCUAGACUACUCCCAUGGCACCGACAAGGAAGUGUCCGCCCAGGACUCGUCGUUUUCUACGACACCAACGACAGCACCUAUGUCCGCUGAUGAUGCGAUCGCCUUGAUGAUGAGCCCGCCGCCUGCCCCUGCUGCCUCGACGUACAGCGACACGGCAGCAGGUGGUCAGAGUCCGCCCAAGAAGGCCAUGCCAAAGCAGCCGACGAAUACCAGUUCGUCGGACCCCCGUGACAACCACCCAGGCAAGGGCCGCUUCUUCGUCUACUUCGGGGAGGGAAUCACGUCCGCACGCGAGGUCCCGUUUGCGAUCCUGGGUAUAGGCAGCUCUCGUGCACAGUACGAGGACCAAGUUCGCUCACCAUCCGUGCGAGAAUGUCCAGAGUUUCGACUGGGUCUCAGUGUGCGGACGGUGCUCGAGACGCCCAAGCUCACUCCUGAGUUCGUCGAGUUGCGCUUGGGACCCGAACGAGAGUUUUUGCAGACAGGCAACACGAAGUUCGUCGUCCAGCUCUUGGCGUUCGCACAGGUGCUGCAAUUUCUCCAGUUUCCUGAGCGGCAGUCCGACGUCAGGCAACCAGACACGACGGAAGCCCCAACAUUGCAGCAAGUGUCGAACCUCGAUGUGGAGAUCCACGUUGAGGUGCAAGCGCCAAAAGCCCUGUCGAGGUCUUGCCGGCCAGAGUAUGCUCCCAUCGGAGAAGUGGCGGAGGCCAAUGUGGUCCUCUACAGCAAACUCAUCUCGUCACUCACUGCCGUCGACUGGAAGGCAGCUCUCCAAAGCUGGAAAAAACUACUUCUUGCCGGACUUCAGAGCGACACGGUCGUGUGUGGCGCGGUAACAAACGCAAGUCGGCGCGGUCCAUGGCAGCUGGCCAUUCUUCUACAUGGCAUGUCAUCUCGUCAGGUUCGUGUGAACGAGGUGACUUUCGGCGCGGCUGUUACCGCGUGUGGCCAGCCAGGAUGGCCUUCGGGUCUUGAGAUUCUGCUAGAUUUGAGCAGCAAGAAGGUCCGAUCCAACCAGCUGAUUACCAGCAGUGUCAUUACAGGUAGCAGACGCAACUGGACGCUCGUGCUCCAGCUGUGGUCUCUGCUGCAGCGCGAUGCUACUCCUGAUCAAUUUUGCUUGUGUUCCACCACAAGCUCUUUGCAAGCGACGGACCAAUGGCGACGAGCAUUCUUCCUGUUGACCAAAGCUCGGGUCACAUUGAUUGAACUUGGUGUGUUCUGCUUCAAUAGCGCUAUGAGCUGUGCAGAGCCGUCGGCCUGGCCAUCUACUUUGGGGCUACUAGCUGAAUUACAGCUUCGAAGACUGACCAAUACCGUGAGCUACAACUGUGGAAUUACUUCGCUACCAAACGCAAGCCAUUGGCAGGCUGCUUUUGGCCUGUGCAGGCAUAUUCGGGAAGCAGGUCUUUGGGAAAAUGAAGCAACCUACGUGCUCGCUUGUGGUUCCUGCGGGCCACUCUGGCAAAGUGCUUUGGCCUUCGUGCCGACCGAGAAAGGCACAACACGAAGCUUGAGUUCGGUAGUGAAGGCCUGCGAGAUGGCCGCGGAAUGGACCCAAGCUCUAAGGAUGCUCGAGUCCUUUGACAACUAUGGUAUUUCAACGACGCAGGUCACACUCAACACAGCAGUGAGUGCAUGUCAAGAGCCCUCCGUGUGGCCACGGGCUCUGCAUUUGUUGUGCACUUGCUCUCAAAACGAGGCGGCAGAUGUCGUUACUUGGAGUGCAACACAGGCAGCAUGUAGACUGCAGUGGAUUAUGGCCACGCUGCUCAUGAUAAGGAUGGGAGAUCACGCAGUGCGUGCUGGAGCAUUGAGCUACGAUGCAGCCGUUGCUUCCUGGACACAUGGAAGCCACUGGCACAUGGCCCAUAUCCUUCUUCGCAGGAUGACAUCCAGGAGAGUGACAGUCUUGCCAGCCACGGCCUACGCUGCAGUUCACGCGGCUGAGCUGGCCAACGCUCAAGCUCCGCCAUGGCUUCUAAGGCAUGCUCACAGAUAA